Messenger RNA from Aspergillus clavatus NRRL 1, 1257 nucleotides. RefSeq names its product glycoside hydrolase family 7 protein. The record is from RefSeq and is a predicted model, not a curated record. Lineage: Eukaryota; Fungi; Ascomycota; Eurotiomycetes; Eurotiales; Aspergillaceae. Bases 1 to 1257 code for a protein of 418 amino acids. Gene Ontology annotation, molecular function: hydrolase activity, hydrolyzing O-glycosyl compounds. The transcript has a single exon. Gene Ontology annotation, biological process: carbohydrate metabolic process.
AUGGUUCGAACCUUCGCAGUGACGGCGCUGGCUCUCCUUCCCCUUGUUGCUGCUCAGCAGAUUGGCUCAACUAAGGAGGUGCACCCCCAGCUCACCACCUACAAAUGCACGUCCCAGGGCGGCUGCGUCAAGCAAAACACCUCGAUCGUGCUAGACUCUGGCUCCCACUGGAUCCACGCAAAGGGAGGCGAGGUGUCAUGCACGACCAGCAGCGGGCUGGACCCGGCACUUUGCCCGGACAAAGAGACCUGCGCUGAGAACUGCGUGGUCGAAGGCAUCACGGACUACAGCCAAUACGGUGUGCAGACACGCGGCGACGCCAUGCUGCUCCGCGAGUACAUCAAGCAAAACAACCAGACCAAAGCGCCUUCGCCACGCGUGUACCUCCUCGACGAGGACGGUGAGAACUACAGCAUGCUGAGGCUGCUGAACCAGGAAUUCACCUUCGACGUCGACGUCUCCAAGCUACCCUGCGGCAUGAACGGCGCGCUGUACUUCUCUGAGAUGUCCGCGUCGGGCGGCCGCAGCGCGCUCAACCCCGCCGGCGCUGCCUACGGCACAGGCUACUGUGACGCACAGUGCUACACCAACGCCUGGAUCAACGGCGAAGCCAACACCGCCAAGGCCGGUCUCUGCUGCCAGGAGAUGGACAUCUGGGAGGCCAACGCGCGCGCCAAUGCCUUCACCCCGCACCCGUGCAACUCGACCGGCCUGCUGGGCUGCGCCGGUGACGAGUGCAACUCCGUCUGCGAUAAGGCCGGCUGCGGCUUCAACCCCUACGCCCUCGGCGCCCGCGACUACUACGGCACCGCCAUGACUGUCGACACCACCAAGCCCUUCACCGUCGUCACCCAGUUCCUGACCGCCGACAACUCCACUACUGGCGCCUUGAGGGAGAUCCGCCGCCUGUACGUGCAGGCCGGCCAGGUCAUCCAGAACGCGGUCGUAAAGGUCGACGGCCGCACCGUCAACUCCAUCACCGAGCCCUACUGCGCCUCGCAGGGCGUCUUCGAGGGCCUGGGCGGCCUGCGCCGCAUGGGCGAGGCCCUCGGCCGCGGCAUGGUCCUCAGCAUGAGCAUCUGGAAUGACGCCGGCGGGUUCAUGCACUGGCUGGACAGCGGCAAUUCGGGCCCCUGCAGCAGCACCGAGGGCGACCCGUCGCUCAUCGAGAACAAAUAUCCCGAUACGGCGGUGACGUUCUCGAAGAUACGCUGGGGAGAUCUUGGGACGACCUUUGCUACCCGACGUCUUCAUUAG